ACAGCCCGUGUCCGGGGCUCCGGGCAUUCCAGGCGGCCGAUCCAAUUGUCUUGCCGCAACACCUGGGCAGCGGCAGACUCAACGCUCUGGUGUUUCCGCUUCCGGCGGCUUAGCCCCGGCUGAGGGAGAAAGAAAAAGAUACCCCUCUUUGACGGGGUUUCACUUGCGCCCAACCCCCCGGGCGUGACCCCGACCUGGUGGUUUUGUUUGAAAUAUGAGCUGAUAAUCCUUCAAAAUGGCAGCGCAGAGGCCACGGCAGAGACGCAUGCACUCGGAUUCUCCUCAACGACUCAUCAUAUUACCGGUACCCUCGCUAAAACAUGACAUCCAAAGAGGAGGACGCUUCGGCUGGCAAAGCACGUUCGGCCUCGCCCGUCGGAGGCGGCGCUGGCAGUCAAACACGAGAGACUUCGCUGUCCAGUGCGGGCUGGGCCCCCUUGGGCACGGUCUGGGCCAAAGCACGUUCGGCCUCGGCCAUCGGAGGCGGCGAUGGCAGUCAAACACAAGAGACUUUGCGGAGCAGGCUGGCCCGCAUCCCCUGUGACCCCUGGAACGUGGUCUAUGCCAGUCCGACAUGCCCCGCUGUGUGUUGCAAGUCCGGCGAGGGCUGGGUCCGAUUCCAUCUGGAUCUCGAGGGCUUUGUUUCCCUUGCGAGGUUCCGUUCCCGAAGUUGCCAUGGAUAUGGUGAGGCGCGGCCUUGCGGCCUGGGAUACGUUGCAUCCUACAGUCCGAGAGAGGAUGAGCCGUUGGUCUCCCCUCGCCAGGCAGCUCUGGGACUCGCCUUUCCCUGACCAUCAAGAGGCCAUGGUCCGGGCUUGGAUCUGGCAUUAUCUUGAUGACAACAUCUUCUCGUUCUCGGGGGACGCACAAGGCGACGAACUUGUCCCCUGCGCAUCUCCAGUUUGGGAGCAUGUUCGAGCGCUUCGUCGGGCCCUGGAUGGAUUGCGUACCGGCGAAAAGGAGUCAAUGUUCCCAGAAACACUAUGCCGCCAGUUCCAUAUGCUGAGGCGCCUCAUAGAAUCCCUAGUGGUGGACGGACUGGGGCUGAAGGAAUAUGUUACGGCCGCCGAUUUUAUUCCUCACUUCAAGAAGUCGCUCAGGCUCCUCGUCGACGACGGACAUGCCAAGAUUCCGGAUCGGGAUCACGACGUGAAUUGGGAUCUUAGGUGCGAGGACCCCGACGAUGAGGAGCAUGAAGUGUGCGACAUGAUCAAAGACAUGCUCUACCACGCGUUGGAGCUGAGGUUUUUUAUCCACGGCAUGAUUCCCAGCUACACGAUUAGGUUCAUUCCAAUUGGCAGCAAUAGUCUCUGGGGGUUUCCGGUCGACCGUGACUGGAUGAGUGUGGUAGGGACACCGGAAAUCUCUCAGCUCCCGCCCGGUGAGCGGCCUGUCCGUGUAGUGCAGCUUGUCAGCGAUCCGAUGCUGGUAAUCAGCGGCGAGGAUUGGGAAGGCUACGAGAAGGACUUCAAGCGCUGGCCCCAACAAAUAAUGCGAGUUUUCGCGCCAUGGUGUCGUGACGGAGAGGUUCUAGCAGAUUAUAUUGGCCGUGAGGACGAGGAGAAGCGUCUAUGGCCCAUCUUGGAGGAAAACGGGCAGGAGCGGAUGGUCAAGAGAUUGCAGGAAGAAGAGGAGCAGAUGGAGGAAGUCGAGCAGGAGAAGAGACCGAAAAGGGCCCAGGAGAUUGUUGGGCGGGUUACCAGGUCCAUGUCAGCAAAGGGUGCUGAAAGGGUGAAGAGACCGAAAAGGGCCCAAGAGAUUGUUGGGCGGGUCACCAGGUCCAUGUCGGCAAAGGGUGCUGAAAGGGUGAAGAGGACGGAGUAGAUCGGGUCCUUGGCGAUCACACCCGCUGCCCGGCUGUGGCAUACCGGUAGCGGUACAGGUGAACUGGUCGAGGUUGCUUCGCGUCAAAUCGUCGCUGAUAGUCCGUAGGGUGGCAACGGCGAGAGCGCAGCUAGGAUCAAGAGGCAAUGGCUCUCAACUGCUAGAAACGGGUAGCCCAGCCGGGCAACUGUUAAUGGAAGCGGCGGCGGCCAACCCCUGAGAGAUGGGGAGAGUGUGUGGGGCUUGUGUUGGUGAUAGCAUCAUUAUAUUGCAGACGAAGUAUUGGUAGGCCGUCAGGUACUGUAGGUUCGGUUGGAACCAGGUGAUUGCCUUAAUACAACAUUUACCAUGCGUAUG
Molecule: messenger RNA, 2181 nt
Organism: Chaetomium strumarium
Lineage: Eukaryota; Fungi; Ascomycota; Sordariomycetes; Sordariales; Chaetomiaceae
Exons: 3
Coding region: 490-1824 (444 amino acids)
Source: RefSeq, a predicted model, not a curated record